AUGGAUGGGCAAUGGUGGCUGGCCCUAAAUAGCCACGAGCCUUAUGCUGAUUCUCAGCUGGAACUGCCAGGGGAUUGGACGACCCCUGACAGUCCAGAUCCUCUAAGGGUUAGUGUCAACCCAUCGUCCUACAGUGGUUUUCUUAAUGGAAACCAAAAAUACAGUCUCAAAGCUGGAAAGAGUUCGGCGGAUGGUAGUUCUAUUAAGUGGGUCGUUUCCUUUGUUUAUGCCCCCCUUAAUCGGAGGUACACAUGUGAGUUUUGGGAUCUUCUUCGAGCCCAAGCUUCUAAUAACCGUUACCCCUGGCUCUGUGUUGGUGAUUUUAAUCAAGUGGGUUCGAUGUGGGAAAAACAGGGUGGUGUGGAAUGUAGUAGGCAUCACAUUGAAGGUUUCCAAAAUUGGGUGUUUGACUAUGCACUGAUGGAUUUAGAGUUUAAUGGUCCUCUAUUUACCUGGUCUAAUAACCAAGUUGGCCUUGCUAAUGUCCGGGAGAGAUUGGAUAAAGCUUUUGCUACAACGGAAUGGCGCGAUUUAUUUCCCUAUGCUUAG
This is a messenger RNA of Camellia sinensis, 549 nucleotides long. The record is from RefSeq and is a predicted model, not a curated record. NCBI's taxonomy places the organism in Eukaryota, Viridiplantae, Streptophyta, Magnoliopsida, Ericales, Theaceae.